Messenger RNA from Schistosoma haematobium, 2215 nucleotides. RefSeq lists its product as uncharacterized. The coding region runs from base 135 to 968 and encodes 277 amino acids. Gene Ontology annotation, biological process: glycolytic process. The record is from RefSeq and is a predicted model, not a curated record. Gene Ontology annotation, molecular function: pyruvate kinase activity; magnesium ion binding; potassium ion binding. The transcript is spliced from 10 exons. NCBI's taxonomy places the organism in Eukaryota, Metazoa, Platyhelminthes, Trematoda, Strigeidida, Schistosomatidae. Gene Ontology annotation, cellular component: cytoplasm.
ACAUAAGUUCUAUUGGUUUUGGCGGUGAUUUUGGAGGGUCACAGUAACUGCGUAUAGAAGUGUAGUCCCUAAAAUCGAGACAGAACGACCUGCACAUUUUAAAGAAUUAACUUUGUCAAUAAAAUAUAAUUGACAUGGAGUUAAAAGUUCCCUCUGAUGCGUAUAUAACACAAUAUCAACAACAGCAACAUCUGGAUCACGCUCGAUCAUGGAUUCAACAUUUAAGCAGACAAAGUAUUGACCACGCCCCAUUUUUUGUGAGACAUACCACUUUAGUUUGUACAUUAGGUGAACUUUGGGACUCGGAUGAAAAAAUUGACCAGAUGAUUAAAGGUGGGAUGAACAUCUUGCGUCUGAACUUGAGUAUGGGAUCUAAGGAAAGAUAUACAGAAGUUAUUCGCCGAGUACGAAGUCUUGAGAAGUCUUAUGGACAUAAUCCAUCUGUUGGAAUCGCACUAGACCUAUCUGCACCUCCUGUGCGUACAGGGCUUGUAAACGGAAGUGUUGAUGGCACUAUAGUCCUUCAGAAGGGUCAGAUGACCAAGUUAACUAUCGACAGUCAAUAUGAAGACAAGACGACGAGCUCCAUAAUUUGGAUAAACUCACAAUAUUUCCCAUCUAUUCUGAAUUCCAUCGCAACCGGGGAUCGAAUUUACAUAGAUGAAGGCAUAAUAUCUUUGAUUGUUCGUGGUGUUGAAGUGGAUAGCAUAAGUUGUUUUGUUGAACAAGGAGGUGAGGUUGGAAGUUACAAACGUGUUCACUUCCCAUGUGAAAGGAUGUACGAAGCAACAUUUAAUAACCUUUAUAAAAGUGACUUGGAAUUCGCUGUUCAGUGCCAGGUUGAUUAUGUUUUUACCGGUUAUUCUAUUAACGUCGACCAAAUUAUUCAAGCUAAAAAUAUUUUGGGCAAAGACAUUUUACUCUUUGCAAAGAUAGAAACCAAGGACUCGGUUAAAAACCAUAUAUAACGCUAAUUUCCAAGAAUAAAUACUUCGAUGUAUUUUGAGCACUUGCUCUCCAUCUCAUCAAAUCAAUUAGCCUGAAUGUCUUAGUUUAUUGUGUCAAGAAUUAAUACUGCUCAAUAUCUCGCUGCCCAUGUCAUGCUGUUAUUCAUUAUCAUCUCUAAGUGAGUUUACAUGAUAUAAUGACAUAUUCUGACGGAAUCAUCAUCGGGCGUGGUAGCCUCAGCUUAUGUUAUCCAAACGAAAAAGUUUUUCAGAUACAAAAACAAAUAAUUGCCAAAUGUAAUAUAUUCCAAAAACCCGUGUUUGUUAUAACUCACUUACUUGAGUCAAUGAGGUUUAAACCGCGUGCAACCAGAGCAGAAAUAAGCGAUGUUGCUAAUGCCGUCCUCGAUGGUGCCGAUGGACUUAUACUGACUGUUGAAACUUCCAGAGGAUUGUUUCCCAAAGAAUCACUGACAGUCUUACAUAAGACUUGUCGUGAAGCCGAGUCCACUAUUUUUCAUGAAAGGUUUUGGAUAGACCUUAAGACAGCUCGAGAAGUAAGAGGAUUAUCAACAUGGGAUCCAGCAUACUUUGCAUGUUUAGCUGCUGUUGAAGCUUCCACUACAUCAAAUUCAUCUGCCAUUUUUGUAAUAACUACUUCUGGACGUUCUGCCUUAGCCAUAGCUUCAUUUCACCCUUCUUGUCCAGUUGUUGCAAUUAUGAGACGACCUGAAAUAGCACGGAAAUGUCAUUCCAUUCGUGGUAUACAUCCAUUUGUUUAUACGGGCGAGAAAUUAUGUGAAUGGUCCCAUGAUAUGGAUGCUCGAUUGAAUGCGGCAUUGGAUUUUGCCAAAAUGCGAGGUUUCGUUGGUGCUGGUGAUCAAAUUAUAGUGGUUACUGGACAAAAGGCAGGAAGUGGUUCUACCAAUACUGUGCGUAUUUGUGAAGUUCCACCUAAAAAUGUUCCUCUAUCUUUUGUUAAAUCACAAUCCUCUUUCAUCUCUGAAAACUGAUUGUUUGAAUUAUAUUCAUUCUACUUGCUGAAAUAAAAAUGUAUCAGUACUUUUAUGCUUACCAUUCCCUAUUUCUGCUAUCACACUAACAUAUUCUGACAAUUUUGAUAAGUUGAAUUCCCAUGUUUUAGUACUUAAUUCUGUCUUUGUUUUUAGAUUUGUACUUAUAUCAAUUUUAAAAUAGUAAACUUGUUAGUAUAUAUUAUGGAUUAUUCUCUAAAAAAUAUUUUGAAAAAUAUCUUAUUUACUUUUGAA